Messenger RNA from Panonychus citri (citrus red mite), 1816 nucleotides. RefSeq names its product insulin-like growth factor-binding protein complex acid labile subunit. The transcript is spliced from 2 exons. Lineage: Eukaryota; Metazoa; Arthropoda; Arachnida; Trombidiformes; Tetranychidae. Bases 188 to 1162 code for a protein of 324 amino acids. Gene Ontology annotation, molecular function: protein binding. The record is from RefSeq and is a predicted model, not a curated record.
ACAAGAUAUCAAAGUGUUAGUUUCCAUUAAAAGUCUUCUCGUUCUCGAAGUGUAUAAUUUUUUCAUUCCUACAUUCAAAAUCGACUAUUGUUUACCUGUGACACCUAAACCAAAGGUUCAAUAAACAAGUAAUUUAAAGAACCGAUUCAUAAAAUCCGUUAACAUUGGAGUCAUUAUUGUGAUCAUCAUGAAUAUAUUUACGAACAAUCUGUGUAAUAAUUUAGUUAUAGUUAUCCUAUUAUUGUCCCCUAUUACCUGUGGUGGUUAUUAUUAUGAUGACUGUUUCAAAGAAAUUCAAGAUUUUGAUGCAAAUUGUACAUGCGAGCCCAAUGUACUGGAAUGUUCAAUUGGUAGAGUGGAUUUUGAUUCAGCCUUGUGGACCAAGUUUUCGCGCCCCGGUCGUAUUCACAAUUCAACUAACAAUUAUUCUUAUAGUUCGGUGCAUUUGAAUGUUCAUAAAUUUGAUGGUGUCAACGUGAGCUAUUUUCCCUCCGUUUUAUUCAACAAUUUAGCGCCAUCAGUUAAAGAGAUAACUUUAACAAACUGGAAAUUCACUUCGAUUUCAUCUGUUAAAAAUCCUUUGAAAAGUUCACUCAAAUCACUGACCAUUAAGAAUAAUUAUAGUCUCACCAAAAUUAUCAAUCAUAGAGCUCUUGCUAAUUUAGCACCGUAUCUCGAACGGCUUGAUUUAUCAUCGAAUGCACUGAUAGAUAUUCAUAAAACAGCAUUUCGAGGAUUGAAAUAUCUUCUUGAAGUUAGACUGGAAGAUAAUAACAUCUCCUUUUUACCCGACUUUGUGUUCAGAGAAUCAACCAAAUUAGCUAACAUAAGUUUAUCGUCCAAUUCAAUUUCUAUUCUCACAAAAAACACUUUCGCCGGAUUAUUGAGCGUUGAACAUCUUGAAAUCGAUUCAAAUAAACUGUUCACCAUAAAGAAUGAUACAUUCCGUGAUAUGGCCAAACUACGAGAACUUGAUUUAAGCCUUAAUCAAAUAAACUCUCUGGAACCCUUAGCCUUCCGUGGAUUGAUCGCUGUCGAAACCAUUGAUCUGUCCAAUAAUCAUUUACGAUUCUUACCCCCAGAAAUAUUGAGUUAUUGUCAUGCAUUGCGACAAUUAACCUAUCAUACAAUUUUCUGUCCGAUUUGGAUGAUACUUUCCUGAAACAACUUCCAAAAACUUUCUACCUCGAAGGUAAUCAGUGGUCAUGUAAUUGUAAUCUAAUUGAUUACUCGAAGAACCUGUUGAUUGAUAAUAAUGCGACCAGAUGUUCAAUAAUAGAACAAAUAAAAUUUAAUAAGAAUGAUUAUAAACAGGUUCACAUUGAUUUGGCAUUCGAAACUUACAUCGAUCACAUUGGCGAAACAAAGCUAUGUAGUCUUAUUAAUAAAAAGAAUAAGGAAAGGCGAAAAUACAUAAUGGCUGCUUUGCAGCUGCCAGCAGACUGGCCACCAAGAAUCGAUAUAGAAAAUGAUCUUAGACGUGACAAUUUUUGUCAGACCUGGCGAUACGAAGAGAUUGCUCGUCGGGAUUAUUUGAUUGAUUUAAUUUUGGAGGAUACAGCUGAACAAUUAGCUGAACAAUUAGCUGAACAAUCAGCUGAACAACAACUUGUUAAAUCAAUUGUUGAGUUGAGGAAAAUCAAACUUGACUAAAUUCUAAAUUUAAUUGCACUUCUCAGAUCGUCUUAACCAAUUGAAUUACAAUAGAAUUAAAAUCAAAAGUAAUAUUUUCGAGUUAUUUACAUGAUAAUUAACCAGUUGAUCACCGAAACAAAUAACCUUUUCUUUUACUAAUUGAACUUUUCUAUUGACUCCA